Molecule: messenger RNA, 597 nt
Organism: Suillus subaureus
Lineage: Eukaryota; Fungi; Basidiomycota; Agaricomycetes; Boletales; Suillaceae
Exons: 5
Coding region: 1-597 (198 amino acids)
Source: RefSeq, a predicted model, not a curated record
AUGGCCAUUGCCACCCAUAUAUUUUGUGAGGUCAUAAGAGGCUGGGUCAAGGUUCCUGUCAAUAAUAUUCUUGCUAUACACAAUGUCAUAUACAACUCUCUGGAUCCUGAUGUCAGGCAGCCUGUGGACCUUCUAACACUUCCUCUCUGCAAAGCAGCAACCUGUAAGGAGAUCAAUGUCCAUAAUGAGGAUGGUUGCUGCAUCCCUUGUUUGAUGGGUAGGACUCAUGUGGAUGCCCCCAAAUGUGGUAUUCUCAUUAACCUGGAAAUAAUUCCUCAGCUGUUCUCUUUGCAUGUUGCUCAUGAUGAGUACCUAGAUGUGGACACAGAUAUUCUUGACAUUGACAAUGAGCACACUGCGAAGAUCAAUGCUGAUUCUAUUCUCCCUCACUUCAAGACAUUCAUCAGAAAGGUUCAAAUGAAUAUAACAUGUGGUCAACAACAUCCCAACAGAAUGGAUGAUGACAAUAAUGACAUCAACAUGGUGCUAAAUGAUGGAAAACCAAUACCCCCUGCCAUUAUUGCAUCUGCCUCUUGGAUCCAUGGAUCCUGCAAAGAGAAAUGGAAUGUAGGUUGGGUUGAGGAACAGGUUUUCUAG